CUUAGUUUUAAUAUUUCCCUAUUAUUCUUAAAAUUUCAGGCUUAAUAAGCAGGCUUAUUACACAUAGUAUUGAUAAAUAUUAUCAUGAGUGAAAUAACAAAGGGUGACGUUAGACAAAAAGUUACGCCUGUGGGAAACUCCUGGAUAGUAUGCAAAUCUAAACGCCAUCAAGGGCAUGUCUACUAUUUUAACAGUUUAACUGGAGAAGCCGCCUGGAAUUUAAGUGAUGCUGAAAUUGAAAAGGCAAAAUGCAGGACAAAACAUCUUGAGUGCAUUCCAGGCGCUCAACCAACAACAUGUCCAGAACCAAAAGAUAAGCCACCUGGCACUCGUUACAAACCAUUUAUUUUCAACAAUGUGACAGAACAACAGUCCUCAGUUUUUAGAUUUGGUAAUAGUAAUGCAACUGUAUGUACCAAUUUGAGCCAGGUAUCGGGGGUGGUGCAGGGUUCUCAGAUCAAUAAUCCUACCUCAAUAAAACCUGUGCAGUUGAUUCCUUUCAACAAUCACAUAACUACAUAUACUGUCAACAGUACUACUUCCCUUUAUAAUCCAAAAGUGUGGGAUGUUCCUGAAACACAGCAAAUUUUUGUGGGACCCACAACGGCUCCUGUGCUGAACCAUACUGCAUACCCUAUAAAUGUUGGAUUUAGCAACUUAUCGCAGCCAUUGCCAGGAGCUUUAAAGCAAGGUGAAAAUACAAACACAUCAAGAACAUAUUACCCCAGAGAUAAUAAUUAUGACCAAAGAGGUAAUAGAGGAAUCAAUAAGAAAGUUGCAUAUCCUAUAAAUGAUCUAAGGCAGAAGAUACUGAAAAAAAAACGAUUUCAUGGGAAGCAGUCUAGUUUUUCUCAAGGAUCUGGUAAUAAAGGUAAUGCCAGAAAACCAGAAACCUCAUCUCACAAUGCUCCAAAUGAUGACGUAACUGAUUCGGUUGAUGUAAAUGAUGGCACGAAGAAGGGGUGCUCAAAGGCUAAUUUACAGGAAGUCCCAUCAAAGUUUAAUGUAAUGCCUUUAAAACGUCUGGCUCCACUCGGUUCUAGUCUAGAUGCUUGGUUUAUAAUUGUUGAUUUGGGUGUGCUCCUGAAUGAAUUUAAAUUUGUUACUACUUUGACAGAUUCAGAUGAAAAAUGUCACCUUAUGGUUCCAAAGAGGAUUAUGGAAGAACUAAAAACAUUUGUUACUUGUACAGAAAAUAUACAAGCUAGACGCAUUUUACGAUUUUUGUCACAACAGAUUGAGACAGGAUAUGCUAACAUGGCUGAAGAGCCCUGUAACCUCCAAGGAAAUGAUAUGGCAGAGGUGCUACUUAAAACUUGUGAAUAUUUGAUGGAAAAAAAAUAUCAUGUGGUUCUUAUCUCCGACGACAAUGAGGUUUUAACCAAGGCCUCGUCUAACAUACCUGUGUUUACUAUAGUCAGGAUUAAAAACCUUUUAUUCGAUUAUUCUAAUAAACAAACUGAAUUACCUAUAUGUGUUAAAAAACCGUUUUCAAUCGACAAAUUAUUCAAAAAAGUUCAAAUAACUGCGCCAAAGAAUUCCUCACAAGUGACAGAAACUAUCGGAACUGAUACAGAUACAUUACAUAUUGAUGGGCAAGGAAUACAAAAACAUAAUACAAUACAAGAAGUAAAUAACGUAAAAAAACAUAGCACACUAGAAACAUGUAACCAAAAACUAAGAGAGAAACAAGAUAAAAUAGAACAAUGUGUAUUGGUGAAACACACAGUUGACACAGGUAUUCAAACUGAUUUUGAAGAUGUCAAUGCAAGCACUAGAGCCUUAGAAAAGCAAAUUGAAAAGGUUCCAGAGACUCUUCAAAACAAAAAAGAUACAACCAUCCCGGAACCUUCACCUAUAAAUGUUGCAGAGAACAAGACUGAAAUUAACUUAGUAAGUAUUGAUGAAGAUCAAGCACCAAAUCUUGAUACUAAAAAGAGACGGUUUAAACGGGGCAGAAAGAAAAAAACAGCGCCUAAACGGGGCCAAAAGACAAACACAGCGCCUCCGCCCGUUGAACAGAAAUCAUCUCGCAGCGACGAAAAGUCUAUUGUGGAGACGAUCGAAUCUCCUAGUAAAAAUACGACAGAUGUCGUACAAAUAGCCAAGGUCGAGGCCGAUAAUACUAUUAAAGAUGACAGCAAUGAGAGGAAUACCACCACCAUUGAGGAACCUUCAACUUUGGCUACAAUAUCUAACUCGGAUAGUAAUGUCGACACAAUUCGGGAAGUCGAUCCACAGAUAGCAGAAGAAAGUAAUAGAGUGUUCAAAAAUUUGGUGUUACGUAUAUUGACAGCAAUAAGAGAAGCACUAAAUAUAGCACAACUUUUAAGCGUACAAUGUCACACAGAACUGAAGAAGCCACGCCUAUCGUCAAAGGUGAAAGGUGAAUUGAAAACAAAGGUCGAAAAAGCGAAUGUGAAUCUUAUUGCCAUCUGUAGAGAGUUAGAAAGAAUGGUGAAUAACGAGUCGGACACUAUCGAUAAAAUGCGUAAGAUAUUGAAAAAAGUGAAUAUUGACAUCAGAAAUGUGGACCCAGCGCUAAUUGAACAGUACAAAUUAUCUCUCAUCAAUUUCAAGAAUAUCGCGGAUGAAUUCCUUGACACAUUUCAGACAAUAAAAUCAUCUUUCGGUACUUAAAUAUUAUUCAAAAAGUUAAGUUUUUUUAUGAGUCUAUAGUCGUAUCUUUUCUUUUGCGGCUAUAAAAUACUCAUAAUUCGCGUUAAGAAGUUUUUGUUAACAUUUGUACAGCCUGAAUGUAUGUAGUUGUAAACGCGCGUUGUGAACUUGUCAUCUGAACGUAGCCUAACACAUGCUACUCUCGUACACAGCUUGUUAAAGUUUUUUUCUAUUACAGUUGAUUUCUAUUAAAUAAAUAAUAAUAAAUAACAGCCUGAAUGUAUGAAGUUGUAAACGCGAGUUAUCAAAACGCGCGUUGUGCCCUUGUCAUCUGAACGUAGCCUAACACUUGCUACGCUCGUACACAGCUUGUUAAAGUUUUUUUCUAUUACAGUUGAUUUCUAUUAAAUAAAUAAUAAUAAAUAACAGCCUGAAUGUAUGAAGUUGUAAACGCGAGUUAUCAAAACGCGCGUUGUGCCCUUGUCAUCUGAACGUAGCCUAACACUUGCUACGCUCGUACACAGCUUGUUAAAGUUUUUUCUAUUACAGUUGAUUUCUAUUAAAUAAUUAGGUAAUAAUAAAUAACAGCCUGAAUGUAUGAAGUUGUAAACGCGCGUUGUGCGCUUGUCAUCUGAACGUAGCCUAACACUUACUACGCUCGUACACAUCUUGUUAAAGUUUUUUUCUAUUACAGUUGAUUUCUAUUAAAUAAAUAAUAAUAAAUAACAGCCUGAAUGUAUGAAGUUGUAAACGCGAGUUAUCAAAACGCGCGUUGUGCCCUUGUCAUCUGAACGUAGCCUAACACUUGCUACGCUCGUACACAGCUUGUUAAAGUUUUUUCUAUUACAGUUGAUUUCUAUUAAAUAAGUAGGUAAUAAUAAAUAACAGCCUGAAUGUAUGAAGUUGUAAACGCGCGUUGUGCGCUUGUCAUGUGAACGUAGCCUAACACUUGCUACGCUCGUACACAGCUUGUUAAAGUUUUUUUUCUAUUACAGUUGAUUUCUAUUAAAUAAAUAAUAACACUGCUCAA
Messenger RNA from Helicoverpa zea (corn earworm), 3649 nucleotides. RefSeq lists its product as uncharacterized. The transcript is spliced from 10 exons. Lineage: Eukaryota; Metazoa; Arthropoda; Insecta; Lepidoptera; Noctuidae. Bases 85 to 2640 code for a protein of 851 amino acids. The record is from RefSeq and is a predicted model, not a curated record.